Messenger RNA from Fusarium subglutinans, 498 nucleotides. RefSeq lists its product as uncharacterized. Lineage: Eukaryota; Fungi; Ascomycota; Sordariomycetes; Hypocreales; Nectriaceae. The coding region runs from base 1 to 498 and encodes 165 amino acids. The transcript is spliced from 2 exons. The record is from RefSeq and is a predicted model, not a curated record.
AUGUCAACCGAACCCUUCCUCAAUUCCGUCACCAUGCAUGAGCGUUUCAUGCCAUACGAGCUUGGACGCCAGUUACAGCGCUUCCACGACGACCAUCCCGAGCAGCUUACCAUGCUCACAGACAAGGACUGGGAAUGGAUUCGCGACGUGUGCUCAAAGCCACCAACUCAGCCGGGCGAAGAGCGAUACCCUGCUGAGUGGGUUAUUAGCCCAGAAUCAAUCAUCAGUGCCCUGCCCCGAUGGCGUAGAUACAUGAGUCAUAAGCAUCCCUAUAAAGGAUUCAUGGUUGAACGCUCCACGUUUCUUAAACGCGCAAGAGUCAAGGAUAGCAAAUACCGGAAUCCCAAAAGGAACAUGGAUGAUAGUCGUGACCCCGAAGGGCAGAACGUUGGUCAGGAGGAAAGGAAUGAAAUGAAUCAGGAUGCUGGAAGUGAGGUCGCACAUGAUGGUGACUCUGAACAGGGGGGUGGAUCACUCUGGGGAGGUCAUUUACUAUGA